Molecule: messenger RNA, 742 nt
Organism: Drosophila arizonae
Lineage: Eukaryota; Metazoa; Arthropoda; Insecta; Diptera; Drosophilidae
Product: microsomal glutathione S-transferase 1
Cellular component (GO): membrane
Source: RefSeq, a predicted model, not a curated record
GCCAAAGUACGCUUUAGCCGCACAGACAGAAAACAGACGCUCGACAUGUCCAACACAUCUGCUCCUACGAUGCAUGAUAAGCUGACAAAUAUGGAGCUGCUCACACUGGACAAUCCUGUCUUCUGUUGCUAUCUCUUUUGGGCCACAGUGCUGGUGGUGAAGAUGCUGCUCAUGUCCCUGUUGACGGCGUUGCAGCGCUUCCGCUACAAGCUGUUGGGUCUGGUGCCGCUGGCAGUGCGGCGCAAGGUCUUUCCCAACGAAGAGGAUCUGUUUUUCAAGAACAUUGAAGUGCAGUUCGAUGAUCCACAUGUGGAACGCGUGCGAAGAGCUCAUCGCAAUGAUAUGGAGAAUAUUUUGCCAUACUUCAUCAUGGCCUUGAUCUAUGUGUGCACCAACCCCAAUCCUCUCGUGGCCUGCAAUCUGUUCCGCGUGGCUGCUAUUGCACGCAUUGUCCACACGCUCGUCUAUGCUCUCUACCCAGUGCCGCAGCCAUCACGAAUUUUGGCCUUUGCCACGAUGCUGCUGAUUACCUUCUACAUGGCUGCCGUUGUGGCUUUGCGUACAUUGCGUUUCAUUUGAGCGUACAAAUUUGAAAAGUGGCGCCAUAAAAGCUUGCGCGCGCUGACGUCACAUAGUCAUAUCGGCUAGGGCAGCACAAAUAGGUUUAGGGUUGAACAGCUUAAGUGAUUUUUUUUUUUUUUUUAGAAUAUGCAUGCGUUACAUAAUAAAAGGUAACACUUGA